Messenger RNA from Formica exsecta, 3660 nucleotides. Its product is annotated as putative gustatory receptor 28b. The transcript has 7 exons. NCBI's taxonomy places the organism in Eukaryota, Metazoa, Arthropoda, Insecta, Hymenoptera, Formicidae. Gene Ontology annotation, cellular component: axon; dendrite; neuronal cell body. The record is from RefSeq and is a predicted model, not a curated record. Gene Ontology annotation, biological process: sensory perception of taste. Bases 169 to 1488 code for a protein of 439 amino acids.
CAUUACGCUGUCCGUGUUAGAGCACGCGAAGCGACACGUAGCCACCCUCGAUAUUCAUCGUUCAUUUCUCAGCUACGAGAUAUCCGCGUGCGUGCGCGUCCACGCGCGUGUGUAUGUGUGUGUGCACGUUCACAGUCGACAAAAAGUGCUAUUUGUUCAGAUCGACGAAUGUUACAAUCAUCGAAGAUGUUCCAUCCGAAGACCUUACACGAGAUGAUCAUGCCGCUGCUCGUGGCGAACUUUGUCCUGGGGAUAGGAAUUUGGACCACCAAGCGUGGAAGGAUCCUGAACAUCGCGUACUCGUUCGUCUGUCUGGUGAUCUAUUGCGUUCUGAUGAAGUUUUCGAUGGAAUAUAUGUAUCUCUACUUUGCACACAAGGCAAAUGACUUCGGCGUUGUGAUAUUCCGAGCGAUCUUCUACGCGAAUAUAUGUUUCACGUUGUUUCUCGUCCCUAGCGGUUGGUUGAGGAGAAAGCGCAUGAAGGAAGCAAUGAUGCGUAUCACGAUGUGUGAGAAAACAAUGGAGCUAAUGGGAUUACCGAAGAACUAUCGAAAAUUAUACUUGAAUCAACUUUACGCGCUCGGAUUCAUUGUAUUGAUAUUUAUCGUAUCCGUUAUAAUCAAUUACAAUGGAAUGUUCGUAGAAAAUACACCCUUGCAUAGCAAAAUCGUUCUUAUACUCGCCGUAAACUACCCUGUCGCCUUACUCUAUGUAACCGACGUGUCCUUUUUGCACUGGGUCAGGUACGCGAAGAUGCGAUUCGAGCAGCUAAACAGUUUGCUGCAACGCAUGUUAACCACUACCCCCGAUUCGCCGCAGCAUAAAAGAGUACUGAAAAUGAAGGAUGAGUGGAACAAAACCUUCACAUCCCCGACGCAACAGGAUCGUAGAUCCGAGGAAAACACCGAAACGAUGAGGGCUUGCAAGCAGGUUCAUCUGGAAUUAAUUAAGGCAACCAGGAGCACGAACGAAGCGUACGGCAUACAGAUUCUCUGUUCUAUGACGAUAUCAUUUGUGUUUAUCACUAGUCUUCUAUACUACGCUUAUUCGAUUUUUUGGCUGCCCCUCAGCAAAGAGGUAUUCCGACAGGAGAUGAUAGAAGUCGUUAGCUGGAUUCUAUUCUAUGCGUCCAAGGUCCUCAUAAUAAAUCAUAUGUGCGCUUUGGCAAGCAUUGAGGCCGCGAAUACAGGUGACAUAAUCUGCGAACUGUACGAGCCAUCCACCAGCAAAGAAUUUCGCGCGGAGAUACGGGACUUCACUUUGCAACUGAUACAAAAUCCCUUGAUUUUUACGGCGUGUGGAUUUUUCAAUCUGGAUCAUACAUUUAUUCAUGGGGUCAUUGGUUCAGUCACCACGUAUCUCGUAAUUCUCAUCCAAGUUGGAGAUCUACCACAGUCAAAUUCUACAAAAAAUUCCUCCAUACUAAACAAUGGAACAAGUUUAACUACAUUUAGUAGUCUUACAACUUAUGUUUAUGACCAAAUAUAAAUUUUACGCAUUACAUUUUUUACUAAUCCGGAAAGAUUUUAAAAGUCAAAAAUUCGUGUGUGAUUGUUUUAAAAUAUGUAUAUUUUAUGCGCAUUUGUAAUGCAAAAAGGAAAAGAAGCGUUUGCUGUUAUAUGUUGAAUCUCUCUUUCAUGAAAAAAUAUAUAUUACAAAAAUUGAAAUAUUUAAUAAAAUGUAUCAUAUAUCUUUUUAUAAAUAUAUGUGUGUGAUUAUUUUUGUUUUUUCGAUUUUCUAUCGGUUUUUAUAAGCAGAGUAAUUGCAAAAGAUUUGUAGAGCGUUAUAAAAUUAAUUUUAUAAUACGUGCAUUAUAAUUCUCUUAUUUAAAAAAAAAAGUCUAUAUUCUUAUUUUGACGAUAUCAAAGACACAAAAAGAAAUGAUAUUGCAAAGUGUUUAAUUGUCUGAUCGGUUAACGAGAAUCCGAUGACCGAAUUCACCCCGACGAUUUUCCGCCAAUUAGAACGCCGACGGGGAUAUUGUGUCAAUUACACUACCCCAAGUGCACUUACCCUGCUCGACUACUAUCCAGAUGGAGGCGUUAGUCCGUGAAAUUCGGUCUUCCCGUAAUUUAAUAGCGCCUAACUUGAUCGAAGCAGCUUCCUAUUCCCAAUCAAUUACACGUGUGAUGAGUUACGUGAAACCUUCGCGCGAUUCUCGAAUUCUCUUCCCGAUUUCUCUUUUCUCUCUCUAUAAAUUUUUUAGCCAAUGAUAUGACUUUUAUAUAACAUUAAUAUAUUUUUUUCUUUAUAUAAUUUAUAUUUUAUAUAAUAUUUAAUAUACUUAAGCAAUGCACACGCGCGCGUGUGAUAAGAUUUGAUAUUUUUUCAAUACAUGCGCAAAUUUCAUGUUUCUUUUAUUUACUUUCUUUUUGUUUUUUCGUCGAGCUUAUGUUGUGAAAAAUUACUGUACACGCGAUCUUAUUUUUGUAUAAAACAAAAAGAAUUGAGAUAUUAUUAUAGGAUUCUUCGCAAAAUGCGAUCGCGCAUAUUCUAAUGAAACUCACGGUGUUUCAUUCGAUAUAUAUCAUUUAUAAGAAAACAUAUUCGAACGUAUGGAUCUCGUGAACAAGGGGGAUGUACAGAGGCCGUUUACAUCGAGGAUAACAUUAAUUGGGAAUUAAGGGCGCGAACGUAGGUAGCCGUCACGAGCCACCUGCUACUACGGUACUCUCGUCUCGGGCUAAAGGGAUUGAUUUAUUGUGCCCAGGGGAGAAAGAGGGUUUGAGUGCGGACCGGUUCGAAUGGAUGCCAACCAAUGUGUCCCAUUGUCCCCUCCCGUUAAAUAAAAUUCUUAAGAGACAUCGCGAAUACAUUAUCGAUGAUACGAUAUUGUUAUUACAAAACUAUCCUUUUCCUCGAGUGAUCGAAUCUUUGUUUAAAAUUACACGCGGCUACAUUUUUUUCAAUUUAAUAACCGGUUUUAACUUAUUCUUUAGCAUUACAUAAGAAGAUCGACGUAAAAUAUUGUAUAAUGAAAAAAAAUAUCUAUGUAUUUGAAUGUAAAUAUUUUAAGCCUGCAAAUUUGGUAAUUUUUUACAUCUUAGCACCAAAUGACAUAUGAUUAAUGUUCUGGUAUUAGAAUUAAGAAAGUUAUAAAAAAUGGAGUUGAUAACUUAAGCGCGAAUAUUUCUGAGAGGUUUAUAUAUAUAUCACUUCAAAAAUUAAGACUUUUAAAAAAUAAAAACAAUUGCGGUGUAUAAUUAAAAUAUUUUAAAUUAUAAUUAUCUCUUUAUAAUCAGUCGGAAAAAAAAGAUACGAACACUCGGUAAGUGAAAUCUGUACAUCGUGCCGGAUCAAUGGGGUGCAUUUUUCUCCCGACCGAAGCAUACGGGCUGGAUUAGAGAUGGAAAUUGAGGAAAGGCAAACACAAACAGCAGUCUACAAUCCUAAUAAUCCGCAAAUGUCGUUUAUCAUCUGAGAGCGGAUCCGCCUUAACCCCAGAGACCACUCCUACUCGCAGGGUGCGCGCAGUCGCCGACCGUUGUCCCCUUUCUAUUCUUGUAUCUGUAUGUGUAUGUCUUUGUUUUCAUCAAACUACUUACAUAUACAAUCAUAUCCAUCCAGCUUUUGCUGUAACUUUACAAUGUAAUCAGAAAUAUACAAAGAAAUAAAAUUAAAAAUACUAGAGUAGAAAAAUAUUAUAUACUCUAUUAUAUA